Molecule: messenger RNA, 2227 nt
Organism: Cucurbita moschata (crookneck pumpkin)
Lineage: Eukaryota; Viridiplantae; Streptophyta; Magnoliopsida; Cucurbitales; Cucurbitaceae
Product: CLP protease regulatory subunit CLPX1, mitochondrial-like
Exons: 15
Coding region: 263-1987 (574 amino acids)
Biological process (GO): protein folding; proteolysis; protein catabolic process
Cellular component (GO): mitochondrial matrix
Molecular function (GO): ATP-dependent protein folding chaperone; ATP hydrolysis activity; ATP binding
Source: RefSeq, a predicted model, not a curated record
GAAGGCUCGCAAGUCACAAUUUCAGUCAGCUGCAUAAUAUUCUGUAAGGUUCUGCCGUCUACAAUACUACCUCUGGUUCUUCAUCCUCCUCAAUCCUCUUCCUAUUUCCCGUGCCAAUUCCAAAUCUUUCACUUCCCCACCUCUAUUAGCUUCCAAUUUUCUUACUCCCCUGAUUCAGUUUGCAUCUUCCAGUCCUCCAUGAGCCAAUAAAUUUAGCUGCUUUCUCUUCCCUUUCAUUUCCCGAUAUACAUAUUACUCACUCAUGGCCGCCGCCGCUCUCAGGUCCAGGUCUUCCAAGGAAGUUUCCAGUUUCACGGUUUCUCGCUCUAGACACUCUAUAUCCAAUUAUAUUCACGCUGCUUCCAAUCCCAAUUCCCACUGCACGAGCCGUAAAAAGUCGAAUGACCUUUAUCUCAACUCACCUUACCACUUGGUCUCUUUCAAGCCGGUCUCACUCAGAGGCGAUUUUAUUGAGAACAGAAGUCAACCAUCCGAUCAUCGGAGGAUUUAUCACAACUAUAACAAGAACUUGUAUGGGAAGUUGGGCAGGGGGGGUUGUUUUAUGAGCACUUAUGGGGACCCGCCGGAGGUUUGGUCUGGAGAUGGGAUUGUGAUUCGUGGGAGCAAUCCAAACUUGAAUGGUCGUGGAGGCGGCGGUGGCAGCUCCAACUCUGGUUCUGGUGGUGAGUUCAGCUCGAACUCGAAUGAUGGGUGUUGGGGUGGUUCUAGUCUGGGACCUAAUUUCCCAACCCCGAAGGAAAUCUCCAAGGGGCUUGAUAAAUUUGUAAUUGGUCAGGAGAGAGCUAAAAAGGUGCUCUCUGUGGGUGUUUACAAUCACUACAAGCGCAUCUAUCAUGAAUCGCUACAAAGGCCUACAGGAGAUACAGUUGACAACAAAGCUGAUGCUGUGGAUGAUGAUAAAGUGGAACUUGAGAAAAGUAACAUCCUUCUGAUGGGGCCAACAGGCUCAGGGAAAACACUACUUGCCAAAACCUUGGCACGGUUUGUUAAUGUUCCAUUUGUUAUUGCAGAUGCAACUACCCUAACACAGGCAGGAUAUGUUGGAGAAGAUGUGGAGUCUAUAUUAUACAAACUUCUGAUGGCUGCUGACUAUGAUGUGGCAGCUGCGCAGCAGGGCAUCGUUUACAUUGAUGAAGUUGAUAAAAUUACCAAGAAGGCAGAGAGCCUUAAUAUUAGCAGAGAUGUGUCAGGAGAGGGUGUGCAGCAGGCAUUAUUAAAAAUGCUAGAAGGAACGAUUGUCAACGUGCCUGAGAAGGGUGCACGAAAGCAUCCCAGAGGUGAAAAUAUCCAGAUCAACACUAAGGAUAUUCUUUUCAUAUGUGGGGGUGCCUUCAUCGACUUGGAAAAAACAAUCUCAGACAGGCGCCAAGAUUCUUCUUUAGGGUUUGGGGCUCCAGUUCGUGCGAACAUGAGGACAGGUGGUGUUACAGACGCCAUUGUUACUUCUUCUCUGUUGGAGACCGUUGAGAGCAGUGAUCUCAUUGCAUAUGGGUUAAUACCUGAAUUUGUUGGUCGAUUCCCUAUCCUUGUCAGUUUGUCAGCCUUAACAGAAAACCAACUUGUUCAGGUCUUGACAGAGCCAAAAAAUGCAUUAGGAAAGCAGUAUAGAAAGAUGUUCCAAAUGAAUGAUGUCAAGCUCCACUUCAUAGAAAAUGCCCUGAGAUUAAUAGCAAGGAAGGCAAUGUCUAAGAACACUGGAGCACGGGGCUUGCGAUCAAUAUUGGAGAAUCUAUUGAUGGAUGCUAUGUAUGAGAUUCCUGAUGUCAGAACAGGUGAGGAUAUAAUUGAUGCAGUCAUCAUUGAUGAAGAAUCCAUUGGGUCGAACAGCCCCGGUUCUGGUGCCAAAAUACUUUAUGGACAGGGGGCAUUCGAUCGCUAUCUUUCAGGACAAAAGGCAACAAGAGUAAGAGAGCCAGAACCUGAAGGUGACGCAGAUCUUCCUUCAGUCGUUGCCAGCAGCAUGUAACCAACCAUUUGUGGAAGUCUGUGUAUUAUAGCUUGAACGAUGUACAUAUUACUAGUCUACAUCAAUUUAUGAUUCAACAAUUGUCACACAGAUUAACUGGUUCUCUACAAGUGUUCUAUGCUUAUAACAUUUAUUCCGAAGGGGGCUGUUCAUCAUUCAAGCAUGUGACUGAGUCAACUAUGUAUUUUACUUCUGAAAUCAUUUCCAAGAGUUGUUUUAGUUGUUCUGAAUCUUCUGAAA